This is a messenger RNA of Pyrenophora tritici-repentis Pt-1C-BFP, 2811 nucleotides long. The record is from RefSeq and is a predicted model, not a curated record. NCBI's taxonomy places the organism in Eukaryota, Fungi, Ascomycota, Dothideomycetes, Pleosporales, Pleosporaceae.
AUGCCCAGUCGCAAACAAGCUCACGUCUAUAACCAGGACGACAUUGAUAGACUCAAGGGCAUCGCACUUCCACCAAGGCUCAAAUGCGGUCUCUGCCACAAGAAUGUGCCCCUAAUCAGGUUCUCCACCAAACAACAAACCGAUGCCCGCUCGCAAAUUCGGAGUUUUGGUAAGAUACUGAAGCACAUCAACUGCCAGGACUGCGUGGGGAGGCAGACAGUCGAGCUCGAAUGCAGCAUGUGCGGAAAGACAAAGGGUAUCGACUCCUUUGCUAGGACGCAACGCCGAAAGACUGAUACUGCCAAAUGCUUUGUGUGCAUCGAGAGGCAGCUUGCCGACAACGCAUAUGAAGAGGGCAAGUACGAAGAUCUUAGCAACGCUUUCACUCCGGAUCACUCCAAUGGCCAUGCUCCCGAGUACUUUUCCUCGGCUCUGAGCAGUACUGCUUCCAACGUUGACGAUGGAUGGAAAUCUGUCAACGAUGGCAGCCGUCGUCGCCAAGAACUAGAAGCCAAUGGCGCCCGUCGCAAAGGACUUGUAGAUGGAGGCAUCGCCUUGUCGACCGACUUCCAGAGGGCAUUGUCCAUGUCGGGCUCCGCAAGUGACAGCUUGAUCGAUACCGAGUACGCCUUCCCUGCCGGCCGCAACGGCGAUGGUGACUCUAGCGAACCACGCACCAAAUCAUGGCACACAAAGUCCAUUGAAGUCUUGAGUGCAAGCUCUGGCUUUGAUCCGAACGCAUACGGCCGUCGGACCACGCCUUCCGUUUCUGGCUCUUCCCGAUCAUUCGCCUCCAGCGUGGCUGAGCGAUCCGAUACCACGGAGAUUCGUCCCAACGGCUGGGCCAAGAUUAGGGCUGCUCCUCGCGCUUCUAUCGUUGAUGCGUGGGAUGAUGAUGAUGAUGAUGAUGAUGAUGAUGAUGAUGAUGAUGAUGAUGAUGAGGAUGAGGACAGAGAAGAUGAUAGCGAUGAGAGCAGCGAUGAUGAUGACGAUACGGCAAAUAACAUUUCCGCGCAGGAAAUUCGCGAUUCCUACGCGAACCGACUCAGGGAAGCCGAGCAAGCUGCACAGUCGGAAGACAAUGGCGAAGGACCGUCAAAUGCUGGUGGAGAUGAGGAAGAGGAAGAAGACUUGCAGGCAGAGUCGUCCGCCAUGGCCGCCGAGCGGGUUCGCAAGCGCAAGCGUAACCAGGAAGAUGCUAUAGCAAAGAUCAAGAAGGGCAAGGCUGCGAAGAAGGUGCCAAAGAAGAAAAAGAAGGACUCAGAUGACGACUCUGACUUUGAGGGUGUCAUGGACAUGUACAAAAAGGCCAAGCCUCUGCCCGGUCAACUGGAGAACUGCGAAAUCUGUAACAAACGUUUCACAGUUACUCCAUACAGCAAGGCUGGUCCAGAUGGAGGUCUGCUCUGUACCCCGUGUGGCAAGGAGAUGGCCAAGGACGCAAAAGCAGAGAAGAAGGCGAGUAAGCCAGUGGUACGCAAGGGACGCAGAAAGAUUGAGAGCAACCGUCUCGACGGCAUGACUGUAUGCGGACCCAAGUCUCUGCAACAGCUCUGCAUCGAGAAGCUAGCCCAACAUUCUGAAGACAUUGACGAACUCGGCGAGAUGCCAGAAGCAAUCAUGAACCGCAUCAGCGAGAUAUUCUCCAAGAAACGCCACAUGAACUCUACAACCAUGAAGCUCUUCCUCCAACCCGACAUGGAACGCGUCGCCAUCCACGAAGCCGCCUACCUCGAAACCGAAGAUUACGACCAGAUCUUCGCCGUUUGUCCAUACGUCAAGAGUCUCUCCCUCCGCAACUGUUGCCAGUUCAAAGACAGCAACAUCGACUACAUGAACUCGCAAGCAAAAGCCCUCCAGCACAUCCAACUCCUUGGCGCUAACCUCGUCACAAACGACAAAUGGGCCGAACUCUUCAUCGCGCGGGGAUCCGAUUUGAAAACUUUGAAAGUAGAAUGGCUCGACGCGGCCUUUGACGACGAAGCCGUAGAAGCCCUCACAACGUUCUGUCCGAACCUUGAACGCCUGAAAAUUGAGCGUUGUAAGAAAAUCGGUGCUGACAGUAUUGAUGCGAUCGCGAGGUUGGAACAUUUGCAACACCUCACUCUUCGCUUCUACGACCCGAUUACGCAUACGAAAUUGAUCCACCUCAUCACGUCUGUGGGGCAUAACCUGCAAACCCUCUGUCUCGAGCACUUCCUCGACGCCACCUCCGAGGCUACCGAUGACGUCCUAUCCGCUAUCCACAGCACAUGCAACAAGCUACGUAAAUUCCGCUUUACAGAAAACAGCGAGUGCAGCGAUGCGGGUUAUGUGGCGUUAUUCACGGACUGGGCGAACCCGCCGUUGAGAUACGUAGAUUUGAAUUCUACCCGGGAUCUCGACAACACCAACCCCGACGGUCCCCUCGACGACCCCAUCGGUCUCGCAGACGCUGGGUUCAAAGCACUAAUAUCGCACUCUGGUUCCAAAAUCGAAUAUCUGGAUAUCUCAUCUUGCCGGCACAUCUCCCACGAAACUUUUAUCCACAUCUUCAAUGCGAAAACACGGUAUCCGCAUCUCCGGGAAAUCAACCUCAGCUUCUGUCCUGUCGUGGAUGAGGAAGUUGUCGCCGGUGUGUUUGUCUCGUGUCCGGAGUUGAGGAAAGUGGUUACGUUUGGGUGUUUUGGCGUGGGCGAGGUGAGGGUGCCGGAGGGGGUGGUGUUAAUUGGGGCGCCGAGGGCGAGGGAGAGGGUGGAGCAGUUUGGAGGGGUGGGGUGGGAGGUGGAGAUGGGGGGUGGUGGGGGGAGGGUUGUGCCUGUUGUGGGAUGA